GAGCAGUUAGCCCACGAUUUACGUUUGCCUCUUUACCAAUUAGAAGAUUUGGUGGCCGGCAAAAGUAGCAUUACUCCGGAAAUUGCUUAUCGCUUGUCUUGUUAUUUUCAAAUUGCGCCGGAAGUGUUUCUUAACUUGCAACAACGUUACGAUUUAGAAAUUUGA
Molecule: messenger RNA, 165 nt
Organism: Ambispora gerdemannii
Lineage: Eukaryota; Fungi; Glomeromycota; Glomeromycetes; Archaeosporales; Ambisporaceae
Source: the annotation of a GenBank genome assembly